AUGUCUCGCUCUGACCUAACCUCCAGUUAUCUUUAUUCUCUUCAGCAGGAGAAGCAGCGGCUAGAGCGCGAAAUCCAACAUGCCACUGACAACAGUCAUACACCCACAGACGAUUUCGAAGUUGGAGCUCAUUCGCAGCAAGCACUGGAGCAAGACUAUCACCUGAACAUCACGCACCAGGAUGUGCUUUUAUCUCCCUCCCGGACCGUCUAUCUGGGCCCAGGAAGCAUGGCGCGGCUCCUAGAGCGGGUGCUGAAGCGCAUGGUCCACUGGUGCCUUGAAAACAACGUCCCGAUGCCGGACCGACUGCUCCCAGAUCAGUCGUCCUGGUCGAUCCAGGCCGAGCACUCUACAACGGUAAAGUCUUUUGUCAUUACGCACGAUCCACGGAAACUGGAGCUCCAGUCGCUAGUGCCGGCUUCUACUCAGCGAGCCUUGAUAGACCACUACUUCAAAACGGUGUCUUCGGAGUACACCUUCCUGCCUUCCGAACUCGAACCACCUUUGCUGGUACAUGAGAACCCUCUGAGAUGGUACAGCGCGAAUAAAGAUGAGCCCGGAGGGUUCGCCAUGAGCAUUGUCUUUGCUAUUUCAUCUACCCUCGUCACUCGAGAUGUAGAUUCGAACUUGUCCAUCAUAUCAACGCGCUGUUUGGAAGAAGUACGGAUGGUGGCCCAAAGGACUCAAUCGCUGGGGGACCCCAUAGAGUCGACAAGAUGGACUUGUACUGCUCUAGGGGCGCUUGCUCUCUGUGAAUUGAUCAACCCACUCUUUGGCCAAUUGUGGGAUCUGCUUGGAAAGGCCUUGUCGACUCUGGACGACCUCCGGCAAGAGUACGAGCUCAUCCACAGGGAGAUGGAUGAUGAUUUCCGGCGACUAGAGCGUUCGUUACUCAAGAUGGAGAGCGCUACUGCCUUACAUUUCCGGCGUCCUUCCCCGUUCUGUGCCAUGCGGCUGAGGACCAUUUCGGAGGAAGCCUCUUCAUCCGGCCAUUUGCCCGACGAGCUCACAGUUGCCAGCCAUUUGCUUGACCUGGCUGAAAAAUUUACGAUUUCCCCUCGUCCACCAGAAAGCACCUUCGAGCGUCUCAUUCCUGUGUCGAUGCAGCUGACAUCGAUCAAUUCACCGAUCAGCAUCCACUCAGCGACGCUGUAUACUGCGCUGCAUCCAUUGAUGACCAAUUCAGAUGCAGCCUCGAAGGGAAUUCUCAACGACUCUUCGAUGCGGCUAUUCCACGUGAUCGCACAUUCUGCGUCCGCAGUCAUCGAUCACUUUGCCCGGCUUGAUGGAGGCAGGAAGAUUAUCAGUCUAUGGAUGGCCGCGGAUCGGGUCCUUGAAGCUGGAUUGGUCUGGGCAAGCUACUUGAUGUACCACCGCAUCACGACACCCGGAUAUCGGCCAUCGGAUUCCAUAGGGACGCGCGUGGCCAUGAGCCCAGUCCUGAAGGUUUCUGCCCUGUUGGCCUCAUUUUCCGCCCGCUGGAACAGCGCCACGGCACACGUCCAGGCAUGGGAGACGGUUGUUGAGCUACUCUGGAGUCUAGUCUAG
Messenger RNA from Capronia epimyces CBS 606.96, 1548 nucleotides. RefSeq lists its product as uncharacterized. NCBI's taxonomy places the organism in Eukaryota, Fungi, Ascomycota, Eurotiomycetes, Chaetothyriales, Herpotrichiellaceae. The coding region runs from base 1 to 1548 and encodes 515 amino acids. The record is from RefSeq and is a predicted model, not a curated record. The transcript has 2 exons.